Gadus macrocephalus (Pacific cod) is the source of this 12190-nucleotide messenger RNA. RefSeq names its product RIC1 homolog, RAB6A GEF complex partner 1 (gene ric1). Bases 505 to 5115 code for a protein of 1536 amino acids. The transcript has 27 exons. Gene Ontology annotation, biological process: intracellular protein transport; retrograde transport, endosome to Golgi. Lineage: Eukaryota; Metazoa; Chordata; Actinopteri; Gadiformes; Gadidae. Gene Ontology annotation, cellular component: cytosol; Ric1-Rgp1 guanyl-nucleotide exchange factor complex; Golgi membrane. Gene Ontology annotation, molecular function: protein binding. The record is from RefSeq and is a predicted model, not a curated record.
AAUCAGAUUCUAGUGAGACAUACUUGGUAAAGAUGGCGUCUGCGAGAGAAAAUGAAGAGUGGACUGAAGGCUUUACCAUAAUUAAAGACAAGCAUUAUCGUUUCAGAGACCAUACGAAUUGAUUUGUCAGUAGGAAAUACGUUUCAUCUGGCUGCUCUCGAUAUUUGGACAUUGUUUUAUUCAUUAGCGUUCGGGCGCAGACGUCCGCAGCUUUGUUUUCGAUUGGAGACAGCCCGUGGUUUGGACAGCUCACCAGCUUCAAGUUGGCAAGCGCGAAUGUUAGCCUGGAUAGCAUUUUGCUCUGCUGGCUUGGAUCUGUAUCGGUGUCCAUGGAACCAUAGCAGGACCCCUGUCGACAACGGACCAUACACCGUCCGCUAAAGUCGUUCUCGUACCAGCCGCCGUUGAUGAACCACACGGAUUAAAAUCGUUGUCUGGAAAUAGAGGCCAUUGAUCUGUCAUUGCGACACUGUUUUCAGCGUCGUGGCAGAGUGACUGGCCGACAUGUAUUUUCUAACCGGCUGGCCCCGGAGGCUACUUUGUCCGCUUAAAAGUGAAGAGGAACCCUUCUACAUCCAGCCCAGCACGCAGAGGUUUUACUUUGCGGUUUUGUCUGAGACUCAACUCAGCAUCUGGUUUAGCCGGCCCAGUGUCCUGAUUGUCAGCUACAUCGAGUCGGCCAAAGCGGCAGCCCAGUUUGGCUCCUACCAGUGUGCAGAAUGGAAACCAGAUGACUCCAUGAUAGCUGUGGCGGCCUCUAAUGGAUACAUCCUCCUGUUUGAUGUGCUGGGAGGACAAGAGGACAAAUACCUCUAUGAGGCCGUCUACCCAAAAGGGAGUCCCCGCGUCAAGGUGACGCCUGGUUAUAAGCAGGAACAGUGUGCUCCUGCUCUGACCCUGGAGAUGAAGAAACCUGUGGACCUGGAAGCUCCCAUCACCAGCCUCCAGUCCCUCCAGGACGACCUGCUGGUGUGCACGGCGGACGGAUACCUCCACGUGCUGCACUGGGACGGCCUGGGCAGCAACGGGCGCAAGGCCAUCAGCCUCACCACCAUCCCCUUCUCCCUGGACCUGCAGUCCGCAAGAGGGGGUCCGUCUCUGGACCUGGACAAGGUUCACAUCAAGUGCAUGGAGUACUGCGUGACCCUGGACGGCUUCGCCGCCGUGCUCAGCGACGGACGGCUGGGCUUCAUCACACCGCUCGGCAACACCGUCACCGCCGACCAGCUGCAGGGCGUCUGGGCGGCUGACGUGAUGGACGGGACGUGUGUGGCGGUCAACAACAAGUACCGGCUGAUGGCCUUCGGCUGUGCCAGUGGCACUGUGUUGGUGUACAUGAUCGACACCACGACUGGAUCAAUGCAGCUCUCCCACAAGCUGGAGCUCACCCCAAAACACUACCCAGAUAUCUACAACAAGACGGGCCCUGUCAAGCUCAUCCGCUGGUCCCCGGACUACAGCGUUGUCAUGGUGACCUGGGAAUGCGGGGGCCUGUCGCUGUGGAGCGUGUUCGGAGCGCAGCUCAUCUGCACCCUGGGGGAGGACUUUGCGUAUCGUUCUGAUGGAACCAAAAAGGAACCAAUUAAAAUCAGCUCUAUGAGCUGGGGAGCUGAGGGUUACCACCUGUGGGUGGUCCCUAGCAUACCAGAGAAGAGGAAGAGGAGGAGAUCACAGGAGCAGCAACAACAGGAGGCGGAGGAGAAAGAGGAGGAGGAGAAGGAGGAAGAGCAAGAGUUAAAUGAGGAGAUGGCGGAUCCACCCCCUCCUUGCUCCACGCCGCGAGUGGGCAUCUUACAGUUCCACUUCAUCAAGAGCGCCCUCACUGUGAACCCGUGCACGAGUAACCAGGAGCAGGUGUUGCUCCACGGAGAAGACCGCCUCUACCUGACCUGCGGGGACCCCGCGCAGACACACAACUACAACAACACAAACGGCGGCGGCGGCGCAGACCCCCAUGUCCCGCACCCCCACGCACAACCCCAGCCCCAGGACGGCAGCCCGCUGCACUCCCCUCCCGGCCACAGCGCCGCUCUCUCUCAGGGCCUCAGCGCUUUACUGGGACACAAACACUGGCACGUCAUCCAGAUCCACUGCACAUACCUAGAGAGCAAUUGGCCAAUCCGGUUUGCAGCCAUCGACUCUGCAGGCCAGUGCAUGGCAGUGGCCGGGAGGCGGGGCUUCGCUCACUACUCCCUCUACAGCAGGAAGUGGAAGCUGUUUGGGAACAUCACCCAGGAGCAGAACAUGACCGUCACCGGGGGUCUGGCCUGGUGGAAGGACUUUGUCGUGGUGGCGUGUUACAAUUUCAUCGACCAGCAGGAAGAGCUGAGGCUGUACCUGCGGUCAUCCAACCUGGACAAUGCGUUUGCCUCGGUGACGCGGUUGCCGGCAGAUACGCUGCUGAUCAACGUGUUCCGGGACAUGGUGAUCCUGUUCCGGGCCGACUGCUCCAUCUGCCUCUACAGCCUGGAGCGGAGGAACAGCGGUCCUAACCCCUCAGCCAGUGUGGAGCUGCUCCAGGAGGUGUCCAUGUCCCGCUACAUCCCCCAUCCUGCCCUGGUGGUCUCCGUCACACUCACCUCCGUCCGCACCGAGACGGGCAUCACACUCAAAGCCCCGCAGCAGGCCUGCGUGGCAGAGAGCAUCAUGCUGAACCUGGCCGGCCAGCUCAUCAUGUUACAGAGGGACCGCUCCGGGCCCCAGCUCAGGGACAAGGACACGCCCCCCAACAACAAGAAGCUGCUCUCCUUCUGCCCCCCGGUGGUGCUGGCUCAGUGCGUGGAGAACGUGUGGACCACGUGCCGCUCCAACCGCAAGAAGCGCCACCUGCUGGAGGCGCUGUGGCUGUCGUGCGGCGAGGCGGGCAUGAAGGUGUGGCUGCCGCUGUUCCCGCGCGACCACCGCAAGCCGCACUCGUUCCUCUCGCGGCGCAUCAUGCUGCCCUUCCACAUCAACAUCUACCCGCUGGCCGUGCUGUUCGAGGACGCCCUGGUGCUGGGCGCCAGCAACGAGACGGUGCUGUACGACGGGCUGCAGGGCGGCGGCUGCGGCGGGGCGUCGUCCCCCUCCGAGCCACUGGAGGCGCUUUUCCCCUACUGCACGGUGGAGCGCACCUCGCAGAUCUACCUCCACCACAUCCUGCGGCAGCUGCUGGUGCGGAACCUCGGAGAGCAGGCCCUGCUGCUGGCCCAGUCGUGCGCCGGCCUCCCCUACUUCCCCCACGUGAUGGAGCUGAUGGUGCACGUGGUGCUGGAGGAGGAGGCCACGUCGCGGGAGCCCAUCCCCGACCCGCUGCUGCCCACCGUGGCCAAGUUCAUCACGGAGUUCCCCCUGUUCCUGCAGACCAUCGUGCACUGCGCACGCAAGACGGAGUACGCCCUGUGGAACUACCUGUUCGCCGCCGUGGGCAACCCCAAGGACCUGUUCGAGGAGUGCCUCAUGGCACAGGACCUGGACACGGCCGCGUCCUACCUGAUCAUCCUGCAGGGCGGUGCCGGUACUGCCCCCCCCCCUCACCUGUCCCCUGGCUCUGUGCAGAACAUGGAGGUGCCCGCGGUGAGCCGGCAGCACGCCACGCUGCUCUUCAACACGGCCCUGGAGCAGGGCAAGUGGGACCUCUGUCGUCACAUGAUCCGCUUCCUCAAGGCCAUUGGCUCUGGGGAGAUGGACACCCCGCCCCCGACGCCCAGCACUCAGGAACCCAGCUCGACGGGCGGCUUCGAGUUCUUCAGGAACCGCAGCAUCAGUCUGUCCCAGUCGGCCGACUGCAUCACCACGGGCAAGUUCAACCUGCAGAAGACCUUCAGCAUGCCCACGGGCCCCUCCUCUAAAGGGCGGGAGGUGGAGUGUGCGGAGAACAUGUACAUCGACCUGAUGCUGUGGCGGCACGCGCGCCACCUGCUGGAGCAGGUGCGCCUGCGCGACCUGGGCUGCUUCUCGGCCCAGCUGGGCUUCGAGCUCAUCGGCUGGCUGUGCCGCGAGCGCAACCGUGUGGCCCGCGUGGAGGACUUUGUGGGCGCGCUCAAGACGCUGCACCGCGACUUCCUGUGGCCCUUCCCCGUGCUGCCCGCCGGCAGCCUCAGCUCGCCGCUGAAGAACGGACGCUGCCGCGCCGUGCUGAGCACAACGCUGCUCAAGUCCCAUCCGGCGGACAGCCUGCUGCACAGCGACAUGGACACGGGGCCCGCCGCCCUCCCCCCGGCGGCCCCCAGGGGCCGCGCCUGGCUGGAGGCCCUGGGGCCCGGGGCCAAGGACAUGGACACGGGCUCCUCCUCCAGCCACUCCCUCCACCGCCUCACCCCCGAGACCCAGGACGCCUUCCUCUCGCCCCUCUCCAACAAAGUGGAGGAGUACAGCCUCGGCUCGGCCACGGACCUGACGGAGAACAGCUCGGUGGUGGACGGGGACUGGACCAUGGUGGACGAGAACGCCUCCACCCUGAGCCUCAGCCAGGCCGAGCUGGAGCACAUCUCCAUGGAGCUGGCCAGCAAGGGCCCCCACCGGUCCCAGGUGCAGCUCAGGUACCUGCUCCAUAUUUUCAUGGAGGCGGGCUGUCUGGAGUGGUGCGUGGUGAUUGGUCUGAUCCUGCGCGAGGCCAAUGUCAUCAAGCAGGUGAUUGGCUACCUGGAUAGCCCCGAGGUUCCGCCCGAGACGGUGCAGAGUGUCCGCAGCGGCCUAUUGGCUGUGGACUCGUGGGCCUCCACCGAUUGCCUGGGCUUCAAGCCCUUCCUCAGCCUGAUCCGGCCCCAGCUGCAGCAGCUGAUGGAGGCGGCGGCCGAGCAGGUCCACACCGAGGCCUUCCAGGCCACCGGCCCGGGGGGCUCCAAGCUGGGCGGGGGCGGCGCCGACGGCCUGGCGGGAGGGGGGGCCGGAGGAGGAGCAGGAGGCGGAGGCGGCGGAGGAGGAGGUGGUGCAGGAGGAGGAGGAGGAGCGAUGGGCGGGGGGGCCUCAGCCCGGACCGAGGACAGCAGAUCCAGCACGGCCUCGCUGGGCCUGGCCAUGCCCUCCCUGGACCCCCCCGGGGGCUUCCCCCGGCCCCCCGCCGAGGUGGGGCCCCCGGAGGAGGCGGAGGAGCUGGGGGACGACGAGGGGGCGUACGACUGCACCCUGUCAUGAACACUAAAGAGAGAGAGAGAGAGAGAGGGAGGGGGAACUCCUGAACUCUGAACUAUGGUUGAACUUGGGACCCUGGAGGUAAAGGCAAAGGAAGAAUUAAAGUGUGUGUGUGUGCGACUGUGUGUGUGUUACUGCUGGUCUGACUGUGUGUUCAGGAAGAGCCCGCAGUCGGUGCAGGUUGUUCAUUGAAUCCGUAUUAUCCACUCUAUAGAUUCCAAACUAGAGGCCUGUUGGAGACCUACACUGGCCCGCUACCAGAAGCCCAAACCGACUAGCAGACACACACACACACACAGUCACACAGAUAGCCAACCCGAAGCACAGGCGGAAGAAGUCAAACCAACAGGCUCCUUUUAGCUGUUGUCAUUUUUUAUCCUCAAUAUGGCUUACCAAGAGAGACCCUGUGGUGUGUGUGUGUGUUCAGGACCGCAGGCAAAGGACAACAGCUCUUUCACCUCAUCCUCCAGAUUUCCCACCAAUGUUUUUUCGCCACACACCGUGUUGUCACUGGACACUUUCGGACCGUAAUUUGCCUCCCAAAUCUCCCCCGCCACUAAUCCUUAUCUGAGCCCCCCUCGCUGGACGGCCGCUCAGUUAAGUCCUUGAUCUUCGAUGUGCACAGACCUCUCACGGCCACUCACUCGAGGCGUGUGUGCGUGUGUGUGUGUGUGUGUGUGUGUGGGGGUGGGGGUGGGUGGGUGGGUGUGGGGGGGGGGGUCCGCACUUUCAUACCUCAUGAUUUCAAGUUGCUUCCUUUUUUUUCCAAUCAUGUAACGAUGCAUGUCAUAUUUUUCUAUGAAUUCACCCCCUUUUUUAAUUUUAAUGCCACCUUAAAAUAAUGGAUUGACGUAUGUUUCAUUCUUCGUUCAAUUUUCUUUCCAGAUGUAAUUCCACUAAAGUAUGUGGCAGGUGCGUGUUUUUCCAGUAUUCAGAACAUACGUUUGCGUCUGAAAGGUACAAACGACAUCCCACAACGUAUGACUCCGUAGCCUGUGGAGUUUUUAACAAACACGUGACGCUGAGGCCUGGCCCUUCUUCGGUGGUACACUUCAUCAACUGAAAUCUGAUCAGUCCUCAUUAAUGAUGAAGUGCAUUGUGGGUAUAAAAACUAAAAUCCUCACUUUUUAUUUUUUUGCCAAUCAUAGCGACAUUGUGCAAUACAAGCGUGUUUGGGGACGGCCCAAAUCGUGACAGUUAUCGCUUUAUCCCUGCGCACAUACUGCCCACACGAUGUAUGGAUAUCUGUUUGUUAUUUGCUUGUCAAAUGGAGUAUCUGCUUUCUUUUUAUUCGCUUCGAGAUGAACCAUUGACGUGUGUUGUUCUUAAAGACUCUGUAAACAUAUAAUUCUAUUACCCACUUCGUAGAAGAAGAAUUGUGACUGACGCCCUCUUCUGGAGGGUCAACCAAUCACAGCAUACGAUAUCUAUUUCAGAGGAAAGCUACCGGGCAUCCAAGAACUUUCAGAAUUAUGAAAUUAUGAGACCAGAAAUCUGUGAUGGCUUUCAUUGUAACAGCAAAAUUUGCAGUUUCCCAUUAUAACAUACAAUAAUUAUGAAAUAGUGUAUUGCUAUUGACUAUAUGCUUAUGGGGCCCUCGGGGUUGGUCCCCACAAAUACGUUCAGAUUUGUGUGUGUUUGAAAAUGCUUAUGAGGCCCAAUGGCUGUGUCUCCACAAACACGUUUUCAAAUUUGUGUGUUUGAAAUUGAUGUUCCAUAUAUGUAUUGAGUUUUGAACCAUCAUUUGUCGUGGUGAGGUAAGCUCACGUGGAAUUGAUAUUUUAACAUUGAGUCAUUAUUAAUUGUAUUAUUUAUUGGUAUUAUUUCUGAUGGGUGAUAGAGUCAAUGAAUUGAUGCCCAGCAGGAAAUCCUUGUGAUGAUGAUCAGUUUGCGUUUAUGACUGGUUGAUUAAGGUAACCCUCUCCUUGAAGACAAUUAAGGAUCAAUAUCAUCUUUCUGAGCAAAAAGCAGAAGUCUCGUCGCAAAUACGUCAGUAUUAUAUUGUGCAAUUGUUUGAAAUGUUACACCCUGCUUUAUUUUCUUUCAUUUCAUCCUGCUUUUAUUAGAUUUUACUUUUAACUGUCUGGUCAAAUCUUUGUCACUUUUCACUCGCAGACCAAAAUUAGUUUUCUUCUUUAAUGUUUUUUUUGUUCCAGGAACCACACAAGGUAUGAUGUACUAUAGAAUAGUUGUUCGCUUUCCUGCAUCCAUAUGACUUUCUUGGCUCUUGGUUUGCGAUUUCCUGCCCUGAGCGCAAAACUUCCAGUAUUGCUGAUUCUCAUGUAGUUUUCAUCAAGGCUACGGUUGCGUCAUGCGUCUGUGGGACGCCUACGUUAACGGUCUCUAUCGAUGCUGGGCUGUUUUACUGUACAGUUGAGUUGGCGGAACUCGAACGACGAGAAAUCGGUGAUCCAAAGAGUAAAAGUUCCGAGGCCUUUUGUUGUAGCUAGUUGCUUGGUUCAAGCGCUUACAUCACGCACCUCAGUCCCUCCCCCCCUCGUUUGCGUCCCCCCUCACUAGAACACCUAACUGGCAUCGUACGUGACCAUUUCCUAAGGAAAUGAAUAUUUUCAGAGACUGCCUGUUCUCCUCUCUGCAGGACAGUUUGUAAGGACUGACGCCCUCUGUGGCCAGAGCCGUAGAGGGAGAGGUACUCCCAAGUCAAACUCUCGAAGCAUUCUUUCGGCGGUGAACUCCUUUGUACAGUUUUAAAAUUGCCUAUUUUGUGACUCAGAAUAGACACUUUGGUCAGUAAUACUAGACAUCAUCAAUGCAGUGUAAAGAUGCUCUAUUGUACAAUUGCCUUUUCUACUCCCGUUUGGUUUUUCUACUCUUUUCCCCUUGUAUAUAGACCAAUAAAUUAUUUUUAAAAACACUUUGCUGUAUUGACUUCAAAUUUUUGCGUUAUCUUGAUCUAUACGUCAAAAAUAUGACGUCAUCCAUCCCAUUCAACCAUAUGACUCGGGACACAGCGAGAUACACCUGCCAAAAAAAUCUCAAUUUAUUAAAUGAUAAAUCAAACAAUUGGUUAUAAAACCUUGAAUCUUAAAUUUAACUUACAGUAUAUUGUUAAAAUAAAAAAUAAGGCAGAGCUGAAAGUUUAAAGACAUUAAACAAAUGCAUUAAAAGUGGAUGAAAUCGACUAGUUACCGUGGGAGUGCAAUCAGUACAGUAUUCAGAACAUUUUUAUUUACAUAUCCCAAAGCCAAACAGCUUAUUUUUAUAAAAGAAAACAUCGGAUGAGUUAUUUCACAGUAUUUAACCUCUCGGCUACUGUAAAUGGCUUUAGUUUACAUCAGUUUGUCUAUUUAGUGGGAAAACUAGGAUUUAUAUUAGACUGCUUACUAGUCUUUAAAUCCAGAUCCUUAUUAAGUUAUUAAGGCUAGAUUCAGCAAGAGUACAUCUUUGUGCUACGUCUGAUAAAUAAACAUGCUAACUGCAGAAGAGCCAAACAAUGCUAUUUUUUUUCCAUUUUAAAAGCUAUGUUUUUUUUUAUCUAUUACUUAACGCUAGGGGGAAAUUUUGUUUAGAAGCAUUUUUAAAUUGAUUGAAAUCCUCUAAACAUCACGAAAGAAAUUCAAUAAAUCAGAGAAAAUAAUCCAAUAUUUGUGGUUGUUUAGGUCUGUAAUAAGCCUGGCCAAUUAUUUAAUUCGGCCGAAAGGAAUGAUUGGAUGAUGGAUCCUUCCAAAAGGCGAGGCAGAGCUAUUUCCAAGAGCUAGCGAGCUGGUAACCUGUUUUGGGGUGUGGCUUUGGAAGUAGGCCUGAAGGGAGGGGUGGGCUUUUUUCAGUUGGAUACUUUCAAAAACUAUUUUACUCUGGCUGAUCCUCCAAAUUGCCUACCCUAGCUUUAACUGCAGGCUGUUUCCCCAAAUGAUUCCAAAGUAUGAUGACCAUCUUUGGAAAAAUACAUGCAUGUCCCCGUUUACAUAACAGCAUUCAACAAUGAUAACCUAGUAAGUUUUGUCAUGAACCACGGCUAUCCCGUUCAGGGAGAUGAUUGCACCUUUUGAAAUUCACAUCAUUCAAGUGUCCUCUGAAUUCACAUCUUAAAUAUGUUGCCAUCAAAAUGUAUUCUUAUAGCCCGUCUUUAGUCAGAAAAUCCUACAAAGUUUGUCACACCUUUGUAAGAUUUAUUUUAGACUUAGUGCAAAUUCUUGCGAGGUUUGGAGGUUGAGAGGCGUAAUGUUAGUCAUGCAGGCAUUGCUCGGCAGAUGAAUGGUGCUACAGCAAUAGACUGGGGUACAGCCCAAGAACAAGACAGAAAGCCGUGAGACAUAAAUAUUGCCCAGAUCUUCAAUUUUCUGAAAUCUUAUAAGAAAGAAACACUAUGAAAGCUCUUCAAAUUGCUCACAGUGGUUUAACAUUUUUAAUAAGCAAAAGUUAAUUCUUUCUUGAAUGGGAAGAUUUGGAAUUUGAUUAGUGACAGCAGCUUAUAUACAAAAAAUGCAUUCAUUGCUGACCAACUUUGAUUGAGAAAAAAACAUAACGUUAAUGAUUUUGAUGCUUUCGCACAAUUGUUGAACGGACAACUGUUGAACUGAAUCACCCAUCCUGAAAAGAUGGGCUCACAUUAAAUAAACUGCAGUUAAAACAUAGCAUUCAACCCAAGCAGAGCAGUCACUCCUCUUCCAUUCACCGACUGCAAUGCACCUAGCAAAGAGCCAAGAUAGACACCAUCAUUCCCUACCCAAAUAAAACAUACGCAACAAAUAAAAAAAUCGAAACGGAAAGCUGUACAAUGCGGCACUUGCUUGCAGUAAGACUUGUUGAGAGGUGGUCCACGUCACGAGCGUAAACAUUAGUUUGUUUGAGGACGCGUACGAUUUUAAGGCUGCCAAAAAUCAACAUCAAUCACAGGGCAUCACAUAAAUGACACCCACCCUGUAGGUUUCACAUUUAGUUGGCAUACAACAUUUGACAAGAGUCUCCAUUGUGGGUUUUGUAUCGGUGCUUACACACACUGUGCUGACCUACAUUGAGAGGGACAGACACUUUGUGUUGCAUAGAUUUGGUUUCUGAGUGACAAUGAAAGCGAUGGAAAUGUUAGCUAUGACAGAUUUAGAACGCGGGGUCUAUUUGUCAGCCAAACAAUAUGGGAUUUAGAAGAAUUCCAAGAGAGCGGUCUUGUGGAUAAUCGUCUUUUCAACUUUCUUUCUUUUUAAACCCAUGAAAAAAAGUAGAACACCACCACCUAAACAUUUACUUUCCCCCCUAAUGCAUGAAUGAUUCUGAUAAAGUUUCUGCUAAAUGCGCGGGUAAAUACACGGAAAUCAGAAAAACAUAGAACAUGUAUGGAAAUCAUACAGCAAUUAAAAAAAAAACAUGGUUUAAUCCAGUCUGCAAUCGAAGGACCAGAGAUAAAUUAAAGAUCACUAUACUAGUUUAUUUAGACGGCAAACUGCUGAACAGAUGGUGGUUUACAUCGUAUAGCCCUGGCGAACCUCUGUGGACCCGCAUGUGACGUGUUUUCGGUAAAAUUAGCAAAGAUUUAAAAAAUAAAUUAUUCAUUAAUGCUGCUGCUUUUACAGUAUAAAUCUGUGGGAUGUGUUGAUAACGGAGAGUGGUUUUGAAAUGAAAUAGAUGGCUGUUUGCUACAGUGAUACGCUAUAAGAUGUCUUUUGCGGCACCAACAAACAACUUGGUAACACAUGACAUUUUUUUUAAAUUCCAAAUUAGUAUGAGAAAAGAUUAAAUUAAACAGAAUUGUAAUAGUUAGUUAUUUUCGAAUGUACAGCACAACAUAACCUAAAGAUUAUUUUGGACGUAACAACCCUACUAUUUGUAGGCUAUUUUGAGGCGUGUUAGAAGUCAUUAAAAUAAAAACACAAAUACACUUUAGUGUACAUAGUUAGAAAAAUAGAAUAGUACAUUUUUACACCAUGGUGCAUCGUUUUGAAAUGCACUGUGGCUGAGGUUGUAUUUGCUGGUGUGGGACCACAUUCAGAGUUACUAACUCAAAGACGGAACUACACAUUAAAACCAAUGUGAUAAUUGUAAACAUUGAAUAAUGUGUAUUGUAAUACAAGCAAUGUAAUUCAGCUUGCGACAGGCUUUUAAGAAUUUGUGUAGAACUAAUAUUGUUGCAUACCACAUAAUUUAAUAUUAGACAUUUAAGAGUUUCCACCAGAUAUUCUUAGGGAAAGCCUAUUCUUCUUUUCAAAAUCCUAGAUUAAACGAAUGGCUUUCAUUAACACAAUUUUUCUUGUGAUAUUGGAUAUAUAGACUUGUGUAAAAGUCUAAAGACAAAUUCCGAAAAGUGUUUGUUUCCAGGUUUUUCUAAUCGAUAUCCAAAUUAUUAUAUACCGGUACAUAUAAUUAUAACCAUCACAGCAACCCUUAAUUAAAAAAACACGUUAGGUUGCAACUAAAAACAUAUUGACUAUUUAAAAUUGAAUUAAACGAAUCCUUCUCCACAUAUGCCAAGAGUUACAUUUAAGCAAUCUUUAUCAUUAACUUCAAAAAUGUAGUUGGUUGUUGGUGCAUUCAGAGAGACAAACCUAAAGCCUAAUCAACAAUUAAAGAGAUGCAAGAGGUUAACCACCAUCCCUAACUCACAAAUGGAUCAAGUAGGUCAAACUUAAUGAGGUUAUAGUGCAAGUGUUGCAAAUUCAAGUAUGGACAGGGCCAGAGAUAAUCGUUGCAUUUCUUCAGAACGCACACAGGCCUUUUCAGUUCAUUUGGGAGAAGUCCACCUUGCUUUUGCACAUCAAUAACAGCCUUAUCAGUAUGAGUCACCCAUGUUGCUACCUUCCUCAUAGACAUCCAUUGGCACCGCUAACUGUUAAAAAAACAUUGGAAAGAUAACUAUCUAUCUUCGGAUAAAUUUAAGACGGUCAAGAUGAGUCAAAACUAAAGAUAGCACCUGCUACCCCGCUUAUGCAAGUUUGAGAUUACAGGGUGAAAACAAAACAACUUAAAACUCAAAAGCAAAUUUAAAAAAGAAGCUGCAUUUUGCUUGCUCCCUAACAGUAUCUUCCAGUGAUGCACGUCUUCCCUAAGCUCCUCCACAAUAAGAGUCACGGACCGAGUGUUAGAGCAAGGAGAAGCAGGUAGGAGUUGGCAAGAGAGAACGAGGAAA